UUUGGCUUCCCACCCUUGAGGACUCCGGGGGGCCCCUCCCGGGCGGAGCUGACCGCUCCCCGCUGCUGGCCGCGCCGCGAUGCUCGUGAGGAAAGUGCCGGGCUUCGCCCCGGCCUCGCCGUGGGGGCUGCGGCUGCCGCAGAAGUUCCUCUUCCUGCUCUUCCUCUCGGGCCUCGUCACCCUCUGCUUCGGCGCCCUGUUCCUGCUGCCCCACUCCUCCCGCCUCAAGCGCCUCUUCUCGGCCUCGCGGACCCAGCAGCCCGGCCUGGAGGUGAUGGCCGAAAUCCCCGGGCACCACCCGCUGCCCGAGCAGGAGCCGCCUCCCAACCCUGCCCCGGCCGCCCCGGCCCCGGGGGAGGACGGUCCCGGCCGCCCGGUCGGUGUCCUCCACAGGAAGGGCUGGCUGCGGCGCACCCGCCCCACCGGGCCCCGGGAGGAGGGCAACAGCGUCGCGGCUCCCCGGCCGCGCGAGGAGAGCGUCCGCUUCAGUUUCGACUACAACGCUUUCCGCAGCCGCCUUCGGCACCCGGUCUUGGGGACAAGGACUGACGAGAGCGAGGAGUCCCAGAGUCUCGUGCGAGCCCAGCGAGAGAAAGUCAAAGAGAUGAUGCGGUUUUCAUGGCAGAACUAUCGCCGUUAUGCGAUGGGCAAGAAUGAGCUCCGGCCACUCACAAAGGACGGCUACGAGGGCAGCAUGUUCGGUGGCCUCAGUGGGGCAACUAUCAUCGAUUCUCUUGACACCCUCUACCUCAUGGAGCUGAAGGAGGAGUUCCAGGAGGCCAAGGCCUGGGUCCAGGACAGCUUCCACCUGAACGUGAGUGGAGAAGCAUCUCUGUUUGAAGUGAACAUCCGAUAUAUCGGAGGACUGCUCUCGGCCUUCUACCUGACGGGAGAAGAGGUGUUCCGAGUCAAGGCCAUCAAGCUGGGUGAGAAACUGCUACCAGCCUUCAACACUCCCACGGGCAUUCCCAAGGGCGUCGUGAACUUCAAAAGCGGUAGCUGGGGCUGGGCCACCGCGGGCAGCAGCAGCAUCCUGGCUGAGUUUGGAUCCCUGCACUUGGAAUUCCUGCACCUCACUGAACUCUCGGGGAACCCGGUCUUCGCAGAAAAGGUCAAGACUAUCCGCAAGGUCCUCAGGGAGAUUGACAAGCCCUUCGGCCUCUAUCCCAACUUCCUCAGCCCAGUGAGCGGAAACUGGGUGCAGCACCAUGUCUCGGUCGGAGGACUCGGGGACAGCUUUUAUGAAUAUUUGAUCAAGUCCUGGUUGAUGUCUGCCAAAACAGAUACGGAGGCGAAAACUAUGUACUAUGAAGCCUUGGAGGCCAUAGAGACCUAUUUGGUGAAUGUCUCUCCCGGGGGCCUGACCUACAUUGCCGAGUGGCGAGGGGGAAUUCUGGACCACAAGAUGGGACACCUUGCCUGCUUCGCAGGGGGCAUGAUCGCCCUCGGGGCCGAGGACGCCAAGGAGGACAAGAGGGCCUACUACCGAGAGCUUGCUGCCCAGAUCACGAGGACGUGCCACGAAUCCUACGCCCGCUCAGACACCAAGCUGGGGCCUGAGGCUUUCUGGUUCAACUCUGGCCGGGAGGCAGUGGCCACGCAGCUGAGCGAGAGCUACUACAUUCUGCGGCCCGAGGUGGUGGAGAGCUACAUGUACCUGUGGCGGCAGACGCAUGACCCCGUCUACAGGGAGUGGGGCUGGGAGGUGGUGAUGGCCCUGGAGAAACACUGCCGGACGGAAGCCGGCUUCUCCGGGAUCCAGGAUGUGUACAGCAGCAACCCCAACCACGACAACAGGCAGCAGAGCUUCUUCCUGGCCGAGACACUGAAAUACCUCUAUCUUCUGUUCUCUGAAGAUGACGUGCUGUCGGAGGAGGACUGGGUGUUCAACACCGAAGCCCACCCACUGCCCGUCAACCACUCCGACAGCUCGGGCGUGGCUGGGCACCGCCACUGACCCACCGUCCCCGUGCCCGCGUCUCAGGGAUGCCUCUCCUUUCUUGGGAUCCGGGACCGUUCUCAGAGCGCUGGGGACGGGAGGCCCACGGCGGGCAGCCCCUGGGCGGACGCGUCAGACGGGCGACUUGUUUUUCCUCUGUGAGGAGACAGGAGCAGGUGAUGCAGCAGCAUGGCCCGGGCAGCCGUCCCUGGGGCCCGCACGUUCCUUUCCACGGGGGAACUUCUGCGCCCCCACACUCGCUGUCACAGGGCCAAAGGACUUGAGGGUUGCGUGACCACCCCAUUGUGUUUGAUUCGCUUCCUUUUCGGUUCCCGGAGUUCGGUUUCGCUGGAUUUUGGCUUCGUCCCCUCCCGGCUCCCAUUUGAGUUUUCUGACGAUUAUAAAUAUAAUUUUCGAAAUCAUGCGCCUUCCGAAACUGCACCGCCUAACUCAAGGGGGCCGUGAGCGUCCCGUACACGCGCGCUCUUGACCCGUCCAUCUCUUAUCGCCUGUUACCCAACCUUGCCCCUCCCACCCAGUGUCAUUUACUUUAUCAUUCGAGGAGGCGCCUCCCUUUGAUUUGGUCCCAAAUGUUACAAAUCACUAAUGCUAUUUUCAUUACUGUAAUGGAAAAAUAUGUGACUAGAAUAAAGGACUCUAUUGAAU
This is a messenger RNA of Psammomys obesus (fat sand rat), 2605 nucleotides long. It is a transcript of the gene Man1c1, whose product is annotated as mannosidase alpha class 1C member 1. The transcript is spliced from 12 exons. Lineage: Eukaryota; Metazoa; Chordata; Mammalia; Rodentia; Muridae. Gene Ontology annotation, biological process: N-glycan processing; carbohydrate metabolic process. The record is from RefSeq and is a predicted model, not a curated record. Gene Ontology annotation, molecular function: mannosyl-oligosaccharide 1,2-alpha-mannosidase activity; calcium ion binding. The coding region runs from base 80 to 1957 and encodes 625 amino acids. Gene Ontology annotation, cellular component: endoplasmic reticulum; Golgi membrane; extracellular exosome.